AUGACAGGAUGGUCCAAGAAAGUUGCCGGGUCUCGUGUAGGAAGCUUCAAUACUCAGAAAGUUCAGAAAGCGGAGCCCUGCUUGAAGAAUUUCGCUAAUAUUGAAGAAAACGGUGAAAAGAACACUGACAAGGAACUUAAGUGCCUAUUCAAUGACCUUCUCGAGGGUUUUCUUAAAGAAGUUUCUGGCGGUUCGAAUUUUAAACCAUUGUCUCGAUUGAUUUUUGAUGGGCAGGAAGUUGAUCUGUUCAAGCUUUUCUUUGUUGUGAGGCAGAGGGGUGGGUAUGAGAGUGUGUCGACGAAUGGGUCGUGGGGUUUAGCUGCCAAAGAAUGUGGGUUCAAAUCGAGUAUUGGUGUGGCUUUAAAGUUAGUUUAUAAUAGGUACUUGUAUAAAUUGGAUCAAUGGUUAAGGGAAAGUGUUUUAGUUAAGCAAGAGGUGAAGACGGGGGUUAAAGAGAGGGACUUAAGUUUAUGUGGGCUUUCUAUGGGCUUGAAGUCAGAUUUAAAGGUGUUUUUGUUGGGCAUCAUGGAUAAAAAGAUGGAAGAUGGGGAGUUUAUGAAUGCAGAGAUCAAAAAAGAUUCAUUUGGUUUUGAAAAUGAAGGUAGUGAAAGCAUAUUUAAGGAUAGAGGCUUUGUGGAAUCAAAUGGAAGAGUUAAGAAAGGGGAGGAAGUGAUUAAUGAGAAAGUCGAAGAGAAGUGGAUUCUUAACGACAAAGUUAAAGGAGGUGGUAUUGAAAAUUUUGAUGAAAAGAAAGGUGGCGUUGAUGGUAGAAAGAGGAAGCGUGAGUGCUACUCGAGCAUGCUGAAUUGGAUAGGUAAGGUUGCAAGGGAUCCCUGUAAUCCUGAAAUCGGGUUGUUGCCUGAAAAGCAUAGGUGGAAGUAUUAUGAUAGCGAGCAGUUAUGGAAGCGGAUUCUCUCGGUUCGUGAGGUGAUGCUUUUGAAAAGGAACAUUGGUUCAAGUUCUCAACAUUCCAUUUGGCAGAAGAAGCAAAAGAUGCAUCCGAGUUUGUACGACGAUCAAAAUGGGUCUGAAAGAUUAAGAUGCAGUCAGAGGUUCAUUUCGUCAAUGGAUUCUUCUAGCAAGUCAUGGGACUGCAUUGAUUCAGAUUCGUCAUCUUCAGGUUUUCAGAGUGAUGAUCAUGCUGAUAAACAGUCUCUUUCCACAGCAGAUUCUAUUAGCUACUUGGGCAACUAUCUUCGCCGGAAGCGAAUUCCAAUAGGUCCACUUUUUCAAGCAGGAUUACCAGAAUUUUGUGGAGAGGCUUACAACAGUGAUGCUAAAUGGGUAGGUACCAAAGUUUGGCCAUUGGAAAAAGGAGAAGUAAAGAAAACUUUAAUUGAGAGGGAUCGUAUUGGAAAGGGCAGACAAGAAUCUUGUGGCUGCCAGUUCCCAGGCUCUGUUCAAUGUGUGAAGUUCCAUGUUGGCGAGAAAAGGAUGAGGGUGAAGCUUGAGGCUGGCUCUGCUUUUUAUCGAUGGAAAUUUGAUGGCAUGGGUGAGGAAGUUGCACUCUCUUGGACAAAAGAAGAAGAAAACAAAUUUUGCGAUAUAGUAAAGGUGAAAAUUUCAUCUUCCUACAAAUAUUUCUGGGACGAGCUUUUCAAAUUUUUUCCUCGGAAAGGCAGGGAAUCUUUGGUGAGCUAUUACUACAACAUUUUUCUUCUCCGGCGCAGAGGUUAUCAGAAUAGGACUUCUACAAGUAAUAUUGACAGUGAUGAUGACGAAUCAGGACCACUCCGUAACAGAUUUGGACAAAUGACUGCUAAUUCCAUUUGUUGUUCCCCAAAGAAACCUCAAAGAUAG
Fraxinus pennsylvanica is the source of this 1800-nucleotide messenger RNA. NCBI's taxonomy places the organism in Eukaryota, Viridiplantae, Streptophyta, Magnoliopsida, Lamiales, Oleaceae. The record is from the annotation of a GenBank genome assembly.